This is a messenger RNA of Lycium barbarum (goji berry), 1025 nucleotides long. Its product is annotated as NDR1/HIN1-like protein 1. The transcript has a single exon. Gene Ontology annotation, biological process: defense response to other organism. NCBI's taxonomy places the organism in Eukaryota, Viridiplantae, Streptophyta, Magnoliopsida, Solanales, Solanaceae. Bases 206 to 832 code for a protein of 208 amino acids. The record is from RefSeq and is a predicted model, not a curated record.
AACAGAAAUAGAAAAAUGAAAAUAAAUGGUACCAACAUUUCCUAUAGGAAAGAUCACACUCUUUAUAGAAUAAAGUCUCUGACCACAUUAUAGAAUCCUGAGAACAAGUCAUAUUAACAAACUUAUCUCCCCUUGCAAAAACUCUCUCCCAAAGGGACACGAACCUCUCAACACCACAACCACCACCACUGCCACCACCGCCAACAUGUCGGCCAAGGACUGCGGCCACCACGACGAGGAGCGGCACAAGCUGCACCGACGCCUUUUUGCCGCCAUACUUGGCUUCAUAAUACUAAUCCUCUUCAUCAUCCUUCUCAUUUUUCUAAUCCUCAGGCCAACAAAGCCACACUUCAUCCUUCAAGAUGCCACUAUCUACUCCUUCAACAUCUCCUCCCCUAAUUUCCUCACCACCAACUUGCAAAUUACCCUUGCCUCUCGCAACCCAAAUGGCAAAAUUGGAAUUUACUAUGACAAACUCGAUGUCUACGCUACUUACCGUGGCCAACAAAUUACUCUUUCUACACUUCUACCAUCAACUUAUCAGGGCCAUAAAGAUUUCACCAUAUGGUCUCCUUUUGUGUAUGGAAACUCCGUCCCCGUCGCGCCAUAUCUUAGUGGGAGUCUUAGCCAAGAUCAAAUGGCUGGGACUGUGUUGAUAAAUGUUAAAGUGGAUGGAAGAGUUAGAUGGAAAGUUGGGACGUUUGUUUCAGGGAAGUAUCAUUUGAAUGUGAAUUGUCCAGCUUAUGUUGGUGGUCAGGUGAUUGGAAAUAGUAUGGCUGUUGGUUCAGCUAUGAAGUAUCAAUUAGUACAGAAUUGUCAUGUGGAUGUUUGAGGAACUAGCAAGGCCAUGGAUAUUGGCAUCUAUACAGUUCGUGCUCUUUCACUCUCUACUCCAACCCGCCCGCCCCUCUCUUCUUGUUCUUUUAACGAUUAUAGUAUAUGUAAUAGUUUGAUCUAUUGAGGAUGUAUAAUUCGAGAAAAUGCAAAGUUUUAGUUGAAUUUAUUGAUAUUGUGCUUGUAAUUAA